AAGAGAAAAUGAGGUGAACUCUAUCUUGUAUCUGUAGAUUCUCUUCUUCUGUGUAAUUCUGAACUAGAAUUUAUAUCUUCUGUAGCUUUGUUGAGAAUCCCUGUAUCUUUCUUUUUUUUGCCUUUUUGCUUUCAUUCUCUUUAAAAGAAAUCUCUCUUUCUUCUGGCUUCUUCAUCAAUUCCUAGUAGCAACUGUCACAAGUAACAACCCCACAAUGGGUGAUUAUUGCAAGAGAAGCGGUCAGAUACCAGCAUUUGGAGACUGGGACUACGCAAAUGAACUGCCUAUAACUCAGUACUUUGAAUGUGCUAGACAAGCUGGUUUGAUUCGAUUCAGCUCUUCAUCUGGCGAAUCCAAUCCUUAUAUUCCUGCUGACUUAUAUACUGUUGAUUUAAGGAAACAUUCUCGUUAUCUUGUUCCUCCUAGAAAGGUGAGUAGGGUAAGAGAAAAGCAUGGUAAGGAGACAAAGAAGGCAGGGAGAGUUUGUGACGUGGCGGCGCCGCCAAGGAAAUACCAGCAUCAACAUCCCCACCACCGUGUGCCCAUUUCAAAUAACAAUAAUAAUAACAUUACUAGCAGUAAGCUACUAAAAAACGAUGUCGUUCCUCCCAAGAGAUUGCCUGUUAGACCUCCCAACCCUGUUGAUGAAGAUCUCUAUAAAAUUCCCCCUGAGCUCCUCCACUCUUCCAAGCGAAAGAAAAUGCGAGGGUUCUUUUCAUGCUUGAUACCAGCUUGUGCAACAUGAAUUUCCGACUUUGAUAUUGGAGGAAGAGAUUUGGUCUCUCAGGAGUUUAGUGUUUUUAUUGGUAAAAGAUGUAGUUAUAGUCUAGUGAUUUAUUCCCUUUUUUUUGUUUCAUGAAAAAAAAAAUGUUUGACUAAACAAAAGCACGUAGGGAGAAAUGAUUGUCAAAUGGCUGUCCUUUGUCUAAUGAUGAAUUUAUACUAAGAUAAAUUAUGCAUUGAAAACCCAUGCAAUA
Durio zibethinus is the source of this 977-nucleotide messenger RNA. RefSeq lists its product as uncharacterized. The record is from RefSeq and is a predicted model, not a curated record. NCBI's taxonomy places the organism in Eukaryota, Viridiplantae, Streptophyta, Magnoliopsida, Malvales, Malvaceae.